GUUGAAGUGUCCACAAAACACCCGGACGAUCACAACGGAGAAGAAUGGUCCGAAAACCUUGUAAUAAAACCCAAGAUGACCAAACUACCCCUAUCUAUAUAUAACGGGACCUCCUCGUCCCUUUUUCGUUAUCCUCUUCCUCCGUGGCAUCGCCGCCCUGCCUGCCUGCUAGUGAGAUAAAGAAAAAGCGUUGUAGAUAGAGAGAGAUGCUACCAGAACAAUGGACUCAACCUUGUGGCAAUCAAUGCACACAAAAAUUCUCAGCUCUCACGCAGAUUCCUUGGAGAGUAUUUUGCAAGAAGGGCUGCGGCACUGAUGGGGAGACGUGGGAAGAUUGCUUGGACGAGUGCAAUGAAAUAUGUUACAAGGACCCUGUACUCAAGGACCGGCAGUGGACUGCAUACAUUGACCGAUCUCCUGGAUCUGCCAGUUACUCUGAGGAAUGUUUCAAAGCCUGUAAAGCUGGUUGUGGUUACAAGUUUGAGAUUCACCCAGGGGAAGUUGAUAAGGCUCGUCCAAACAGGCCAUGCAAUCCUCCCCCUUCUGAGAAACCACCCCCUGUUCAGAAACGACCUCCACAAGCUGUCAAGCAUGGUGAACCUACUGAAGAUGUACCGUGCACUUCUGCGUAGCGACAAAAAAGAUGGGGGAAGAAAAGAGACCCUUUUAGUGCCAGUUAAUUUGUUAACUAAAUAGUCUGAUCGAGGAUUCUUAUUUCUAUUGGUUCUGAUUAAGGAUCUUUCCAGUUCCUGGGCCCCUUUUCUGUUUGCAGAAAAGCUUACAGUUUUGGUCCCUCUUCUGUCCCUUGUUCAGUGCCUGAAGGUUCACAGCACUUGACAUCUGGUUUUCCAGAUUUUUGAUAGGAUAGCUUGGAUAACUUAACUGUAGAGUUGAUAACCUUUCAAUUUUGCUGCUGACACAUACAUGCAUAGAUUACUUUGGACGCUGCAUAGGUUAAAAAUGUAUUCUCUAAGAUUUUGAGAGAGAAAACACACCAGGAUUCUGUUUAUUUCAUCAAACAGAUGUGAGAACCGUGGAGGAUCAGCUAAAGCUUUAGCAGAGAUAGCAGUGAUUUUCACUGUGCCCACUUUUAUCA
Populus trichocarpa (black cottonwood) is the source of this 1096-nucleotide messenger RNA. RefSeq lists its product as uncharacterized. The transcript is spliced from 5 exons. The coding region runs from base 207 to 632 and encodes 141 amino acids. The record is from RefSeq and is a predicted model, not a curated record. Lineage: Eukaryota; Viridiplantae; Streptophyta; Magnoliopsida; Malpighiales; Salicaceae.